GAUUCGAACGCAGCAUCAAUCGGGAAUGCAGCGACAUGCCCUGCACCGUCCCGAUUCCAGAGAUCUGAUCGCGGUGCAAACUGCGCCUUGUGGAAGUGGAAAUGGGCAAACUAGGCACCUUUGCGGUCCUAAUAGCUGUGGCGUCGGCGCUGCUCGGAGAGAGGAUUUUCCGCUUUAGAAAAAGGACCCUCGCGUUUAGGGAGUUGGUGCAGAAUCACCUUCCCAACUGUGUAACUCUAAAGAAUCUGGAGCGUGGGUCAGAGGAUAUAACCAUCCUUGGAAAUGGACUUGCCUUCAUAAGCACUGGCCUCAAUUAUCCUGGAGUCCCAGCGUCAGGUUUGCCGGGAAAAAUCUACGCCCUCGAUCUGCAAGAUCCUCGCCUGAAACCCAUGGAGCUGCGAAUGCCACUGAACUUUGACCUGGAGUCCUUCAACCCUCAUGGCAUCAGUGCCUACACCGAUCCAGCUGAUGACACGGUGUACCUGUUCGUUGUGAAUCAUCCUCAGCACGGUAGUCAGGUGGAGUUGUUCAAACUCAUGGAGGAUGAACUGUUCCUGGUGCAUCUAAAGACCAUAAAACACGAGCUGCUCCACAGUGUAAAUGACGUUGUUGCAGUGGGAGCGGAGAGCUUCUAUGCCACCAAUGAUCACUACUUCUCCAAUUUGAUGCUCAAAAACUUGGAGAUGCUUCUGCUUCAGCCUUGGACCAACGUUGUUUACUACAGUCCUGAGGAGGUCAAAGUGGUCUCUGAGGGUUACUACUUCGCAAAUGGAAUCAACAUCUCUCCAGACACGAGGCAUUUAUACGUGAUGGACCUCUUUGGCCACGAUGUGCACGUGUUGGAGCGGAAAGAAGACAAUUCGCUGUCCCCUGUGAAGUCCCUGGCUCUGGGUUCACUCUGUGACAACAUUGAAGUUGAUCCUGAAACCGGUGACCUGUGGUUGGGCUGUCACCCCAAUGGAGCAAAACUUUUCAUCUACGACCCCAAAGACCCGCCUGGAUCUGAGGUCAUCCGUAUCCAGAACAUUCACUCUGAUCAGCCGGUGGUGACUCAGGUUUACGCGGACGACGGCCAUGUGAUCCAAGGCUCAUCUGUGGCAGCCGUCUAUGGGGAGAAGCUGCUCAUCGGGAGCGCUCGAGCGCCUCCUGUGGCGCGGCUCUGUAACUGCACCGGAGGAACUUUCCUGACUUCAGUCAUGGCCACUGGGACCAAAGUGCGGCUCGCUGCUGCUGUCGCUGCUCUUGCGGCGGUCCUUGGAGGAUCGUUUCUCAGACUGAAUGAACUGAGCCUUGCUUCCAGAGAAAUGCCCGUGAAACACCUCAACUGCCAUUAUUUAAAGAACAUUGAUUAUGGGGCAGAGGACAUUGCAGUACUUCCAGAUGGGCGUGCCUUCCUCAGCACUGGAUUGCAUUAUCCCGGAAUGCCGUCAUUCUCCGAUGACCCAGGAAAAAUGUAUGUUUUGGAUCUGCUGCACCCCAAGCCGACCCCGGAGGAGCUGCAGAUCGAAGGGGAUCUGGACCUCAGCUCAUUCAACCCGCACGGCAUUAGUGUGUUCACAGAUGAAGCAGAUGACUCUGUGUAUUUGUUCGUUGUCAAUCACCCUCAUCACGAUAGCCAGGUGGAGAUCUUCCGCUACAUUGAGGAGCAGACGCUUGUGCACCUAAAAACUAUUACCCACCCCUUACUGCACAGUGUGAACGACAUAGUUGCGGUGGGGGCGGAGCACUUCUACGCCACCAACGACCGCUAUUUCCAGAAUUUCCUACUUCAGUUCCUGGUUGUCAUCCUGGGUGUGCCCCUGACCGAUGUGGUGUACUACAGCCCACAGGAAGUCAGAGUGGCAGCCGACGGCAUUCAGGGAGCUAAUGGGAUCAACCUGUCACCUGACAAACGAUAUAUUUAUGUUUCGGAUAUCUUGGACCACGAAAUAGAUGUUUUUGAGAGACAAAAAGGGGAGCGGCUGGUGUUUGUCAAGUCUGUAGCUGUGGGAUCCCUCUGUGACAACGUAGAGGUGGACCACAGGACGGGUGACGUUUGGCUCGGCUGUCAUCCAAACGGAGCCAAGUUGUCAAACUACAACCCUGAAGAUCCACCGGGCUCUGAGGUCAUCAAAAUCAAGGACAUCCUGUCAGAUGGGCCGGUGGUGAGCCUGGAGUACGCCGAUAACGGUCAUGAACUCAUGGGCUCCACUGUUGCAGCUCCCUAUGAGGGAAAGUUGCUUAUCGGCACAAUUUUCCACAAAGCUCUGUACUGUGUCUUGAGAUCAUUUGUAUCCAGUGCGUCACGUAGCCUGGCUGUUUUUAAAACUUAG
Molecule: messenger RNA, 2312 nt
Organism: Menidia menidia (Atlantic silverside)
Lineage: Eukaryota; Metazoa; Chordata; Actinopteri; Atheriniformes; Atherinopsidae
Source: the annotation of a GenBank genome assembly